AUGGCCAUGGGAGCUGGCAACACUGCAGCACCUUUGAGAAACAAGUACUUUUAUUCACUCUGUGAAGGCAGUACAGAAUUCUCUGACCAGUCAUUUGCACAGAAGUUGCUGGUGGUAACUGCACUGAAGUCAUUCCAUGUGGCGGGGAAACCGACGCCCCCGGCGGGGAAACCGACGCCCCCGGCGGGGAAACCGACGCCCCCGGCGGGGAAACCGACGCCCCCGGCGGGGAAACCGACGCCCCCGGCGGGGAAACCGACGCCCCCGGCGGGGAAACCGACGCCCCCGGCGGGGAAACCGACGCCCCCGGCGGGGAAACCGACGCCCCCGGCGGGGAAACCGACGCCCCCGGCGGGGAAACCGACGCCCCCGGCGGGGAAACCGACGCCCCCGGCGGGGAAACCGACGCCCCCGGCGGGGGAAACCGACGCCCCCGGCGGGGAAACCGACGCCCCCGGCGGGGAAACCGACGCCCCCGGGUCUCAGUGA
Messenger RNA from Schistocerca piceifrons (Central American locust), 489 nucleotides. Its product is annotated as extensin-like. The coding region runs from base 1 to 489 and encodes 162 amino acids. Lineage: Eukaryota; Metazoa; Arthropoda; Insecta; Orthoptera; Acrididae. The transcript has 4 exons. The record is from RefSeq and is a predicted model, not a curated record.